UUCCAACGUCAGCUAUAGAUUGUUUAUGUCUAAAGUCUGCGGACAUCCGAAGGACAGAUCACCCAGAUGUGAUUAACGCCAAAAGAAAUGGUCUAAACAAAUACCUUAAACUAAUAAAUAAGGUUUAAGCAUAGGGUUUAAGGUGUCUCAAAGCGAAGGCGGAAAAACAGAGGAGCUUAUCCUCUCGCUUCAGGACGACACUUCCGGGUCUGGCCCCUGUUCGAGGUGAAUCUGACAGCCACCGUCUUCCAGGACCAAAGACCGUUGAGGGUUGCAGUCAUGUCGGCAGCUGCUCCGGGGACCAGCAAGGCGGCCCAUAGCGAUGUGGCUGCGAAGAAAAAGAAGGGACCCGGUGCCCUGGCCACGGCCUACUUGGUCAUUUACAACGUUGUUAUGACAGCGGGGUGGCUGGUGAUAGCUGUGGGUCUGGUCAGAGCUUACCUGGCCAGAGGAAGCUACCAUGGGCUAUACUACUCCAUAGAGAAGCCUCUGAAGUUCUUUCAGACUGGAGCUCUUCUGGAGAUACUGCACUGUGCUGUAGGAAUCGUACCGUCCUCUGUGGUCCUGACUGGAUUCCAGGUCAUGUCCCGGGUCUUCCUCACCUGGGCCGUCACACACAGCGUCAGGGAGGUGCAGAGUGAGGACAGCGUGCUGCUGUUUGUCACAGCCUGGACCGUCACAGAGAUUAUCCGCUACUCUUUCUACACCUUCAGCCUCCUCAAUCACCUACCGUACCUCAUCAAAUGGGCAAGGUACACUUUUUUCUUUGUGCUGUAUCCCAUGGGAGUGACUGGGGAACUGCUGACUAUCUAUGCAGCGCUGCCGUACGUGCAGAAGACAGGCCUGUACUCUGUCACUCUCCCCAACAAGUACAACUUCUCUUUCGACUACUACACUUUCCUCAUCCUCAUCAUGAUCUCCUACAUUCCCCUCUUCCCCCAGCUUUACUUCCACAUGAUACGACAGAGGAAGAAGGUGCUGGGCCACGUAGAAGACUACAGCAAAGUGGAGUGAGACAAGCAGCAUUCAGACCGAUCUGAUGAAGGGAAAAGAAACAAAACCUAUGUCUGCUUAAAGAAACGUGAACCAGUUUUCAAACUGCUAGAGCUGACCUGGCAGAAGAUCCAAUUAUCAAGCAACUUUAUAUAUUUUUUUCCAGCUGUUGUCCGGGUUGUAUAGAUGCUCACAAAUCACGAACAAACUGCUGUUUUAUUUUUGUUGUCGUUUUUUUUUUUUAAUGAACAAACUGCAGUUACUUUUGUUUAGUCAGGGAGCCUGCAGCUGUAAAGAAAAUGUAUCUUGAUUCGGAUACAGUUGAGCUGCUGUCUGAGCACUAAGCAGAACUCUGUCUCAGCAAAGCAUUGGACUGAAAGAAUGGAUAACCUCUGAUAGAAUGGAUAACCUCUGUUUUUAAAUGUCACUAUAAAAAAUCCCCAGUAGAUUUUUCACCUCCCCAUGGCUCAUCUUUUGGUCUCUUUUAAAUAAGCAGUUGUGCUUACUCUAGCUAUGUAGAAACAAUACUGAAGACUAGUACUGAAACUAGGUUGUAGGUUUUGCAUCCACAGUGUGUGUGUUGGUGCAAACUGUAGUCCUGAUUUGUAAUUUAGUUUUGUCUUUCAUUCAUUUCAGUCAAAAGUUUAAUUACAUUCCUAAGUUAGUUCAAUAAACCUUUUUCAUUCUGUGCUUGCAUGGUUUUCAAUCUAUUUUUCUCGUGUGUUAGCUGCUGUUUGGAUGUAUUUUUGACUUCUCUCUUAGUUGCAUUCUUAGUGGUUUGACAUCGAUCAUGUUGACUUAUGAAGCUCAGGUUUCCCAGUGAUGACUGUGAGUUGUGUCUUUUGAUGUCCUCAUUGUUUGAUGUUUAGGUGGAUUAUACAUUAAUAACCUGAAGUAGCCAGUAUUUUUCCCAUCACACAUCCAUCCAAGUGAGCAAACAUCCCUCCUCUCCUUAUAUGAUUGCAUUUUCUUUUUUUAACUAUUGAAAGUAACUAAUUUUAGCAUUUAUAGCUCCAAUAAAGUGAUACUUUAUAAACCUUUUAAUUUAGAACACACACUUUUAUUCAUGCUUUAUUAAGCUCUCAGUCUUCAGUUUUCAUCUCUUCUUCUCUUAUUAAUUAAAGCGGUCAGUGGGUCUUAUAAAUGUUAAAGACUUUUAUUACAAAAGAACAACUAAGACAUUAUAACUUAAGUUAUGGGACACUUAAAAAAGAAAAGCACAGCAUAGAGUAGCAGCAGUGUUUUCUGAUGAAAUUAGCUUUGCUAUGUAACAAACCAAACCGCAUUGUAGCCUAAAUAUAUGUUAGAUGGGUGUAUAGACUUUUAUUUUGAAAUACAGAGUGAUGGCGCUAUACUUUGGUACAUAAAACUGGUGGUCCUUAAAUUAUGUAGAGCUAUGUCAGCUAAACUACUAAUCCUAAGUGACAUGUCCCUGUCAAUGGGGGAUUAAUGCUUUAGAAGGAAGUGAACAGACUGUACUGAAUUCAAUUGGUGAGCUCAUAGUCAUGCCUUUACAAUGAGGUGAUCAUAAUAAUGUACAGUACAGAGAGAGAACUGUGAAUCAGACUAGUUCCAUAUUUUUUUGUUGUAAUGGUCAGAUUUGAUGCAAAAUACAUAAUGUUCACUCAUUGUUUUGGACAGUGUUACAUUUGUGACAUUUUGAAAUUGUAAUUCUGAAUGCUCCAUAUACUGUAUAUUUUGUUCAGCUCAGUUGCAGCUGUUCUGUCGAACAAUAGCUUAACACCAGGCUGAAAAGUAUUCUUUUAUUGCCCUCUUUUAGUUGAAACUUUGCCCCUCAGCAGAGAACAGGGUUUUGAGUUCAGCAAAAAUUAAAUUUUCAGUUUAAGACUCUUUUAAUGGUUGUUCAUAUACAGUACCUCUGGUGGUAUCUAGCCAUCUAUGAGAUUUCUGCCUCCAUCCCAGUGCAUAGUAGGUGAAUGGAAUUUAGUUCUGGUGCUCACAACAUUUCAAAAUUACAUAUAAAAAGUGCAACAUCUAUUUCCCCUUUAGAAGCCAAAACAAAUGUCAUGCAAUGCAACGGUUAAUGUUAUUAGUUACACUUGUGUUUGACAAGUUGUGAAAAAGGCUAGUGUUCUGUGCUUUUGCCUUAGUCCAAUGUGCCUCUCCCUGGUUUCUAGAAAAAGAUGUUGCUGUUUUAAUAUUUUAAGUUGAAUUUCGUAUAAUGUUUUAAGUGCCACAAACAAAAUUACUUUCAUAUUCAUUGUAUUAGGGGUGGAGCAGAAAUGGCUUCCAAAACUGUUGCAUGUCUAAAUACUGUUCUACUAGAGGUAGGUAAGAUUUGUAAAUUAGGUGAACCUACCCUUAAAUAUUUCCAAGCCCAGUCAUACUGUUAUGUGUUCUUUAAAAUGUGCUCUCAGAAUCUAUCAGCAUGCCUUUUUUUUUUAAGCAAUGUCAACAUUACUGAUCACUCCACCUCCAAAACAUGUUACGUUGCUGAAGUCUUGCUUGCUGUCAUGAUCAUAUACCUGUCUUACACGUAAUUAUGUAGCAAAGUGAGCAGCUAGUGGCUGUAAUGUCAAAUCUUUUCCCCCAUGAAUGGUUGAGCAUGAUUUGGGAUACUUGUUGGAAAUGUCUUGCAGGAGCAGACGUGCAGCUCAUUGUAAACCUGCAUGAAAGAGGAAAUCUGGAUGCCUGGAAUGAUAAUGUGUGUUAUAACCGAACUUAAAAAAGAAAAAAAUACAAAAGCAUGGCAUAUGUUACACCAGAACUGGUUCUACUUAAUAAACUUUUGAUACAAA
Messenger RNA from Perca flavescens (yellow perch), 3752 nucleotides. RefSeq names its product 3-hydroxyacyl-CoA dehydratase 2 (gene hacd2). Bases 280 to 1014 code for a protein of 244 amino acids. Gene Ontology annotation, biological process: sphingolipid biosynthetic process; fatty acid elongation; very long-chain fatty acid biosynthetic process. Gene Ontology annotation, molecular function: 3-hydroxyacyl-CoA dehydratase activity. The record is from RefSeq and is a predicted model, not a curated record. The transcript is spliced from 7 exons. Gene Ontology annotation, cellular component: endoplasmic reticulum membrane. NCBI's taxonomy places the organism in Eukaryota, Metazoa, Chordata, Actinopteri, Perciformes, Percidae.